AUGGACAGCGCCGAAUGGCCCGCUCAACUGAUUCCAGAUACGAUCAAAAGGACUCUCGAUCGAUUUUAUAGGCUCAUAGACUCUCCAGAUCCUCAAGCGGGCGAGAAGUUGGCCAGGAAAGUGUUCACGGUGGAUGGCGAUUUUGUGGUGAACAAGCGGGUGAUGUCUGGACGGGAACAAAUCGCAAGCUGGCAUAAGAAUGGCGAAAGCAUUGUUUCACGAGAGCAUCAGGUUGACAAGAUUUAUGUCUGCAAUGCAGAGGGAGAUGAUCUGCUCAUGAUUGGGACUUUGACGAUGGAGUCUGAUGUCGGCUUGGUUGGCUCGACGCCAUACACGGCACGGUGUGUGAUUGAUGAUGCUGCAUCGCCAACACCUAAAGUACGGCAUUGGCAAUUCUGGCUGGACCCGACACCGUUCUUCGACCUGGGUAUUAUGCGGCCGCCUGUCCGUCAGCUUUCAGUCAGCGGUAUACUGGACACCAUUGGAGGACGAUGA
Molecule: messenger RNA, 495 nt
Organism: Recurvomyces mirabilis
Lineage: Eukaryota; Fungi; Ascomycota; Dothideomycetes; Mycosphaerellales; Teratosphaeriaceae
Exons: 3
Coding region: 1-495 (164 amino acids)
Source: RefSeq, a predicted model, not a curated record